Messenger RNA from Piliocolobus tephrosceles (Ugandan red Colobus), 1062 nucleotides. RefSeq names its product anaphase promoting complex subunit 13 (gene ANAPC13). Lineage: Eukaryota; Metazoa; Chordata; Mammalia; Primates; Cercopithecidae. Gene Ontology annotation, biological process: protein K11-linked ubiquitination. The record is from RefSeq and is a predicted model, not a curated record. The coding region runs from base 1 to 189 and encodes 62 amino acids. The transcript is spliced from 2 exons. Gene Ontology annotation, cellular component: anaphase-promoting complex.
AUGCCGCCUAUGAUGAAUCAGGGCCCAACCUUGGAAACAGGGAAUCCAAAAGUACCUUUUCAGAAUGAGCUUCCUGAACCUGAACAAGACAAUGGUGGCACCACAGAAUCUGUCAAAGAACAAGAAAUGAAGUGGACAGACUUAGCCUUACAGUACCUCCAUGAGAAUGUUCCCCCCAUUGGAAACUGACACUUGGCUCCUUUCUUGUGGAUGGAUUUUCUGAGAGCACACAGAUAAAGCAUGUUUUGUUUCAGUCUCCUAAAUCAAAUCUUUGAGUAAUAAUGGUAGCAAAGUGCGAUGUGAAAAUGUUCACCAGAAUGAGAAACUAAGAUUUCUCAGUAAUGGUGAAUAUCUGGCUCUUUAAACCUAAAACUCUUCAUUGAGUAGCUUGUAUUUGAACAAGACUGGUUAAACAUUUGCCUUUACCUCUGAUUUUGCUUUACUGUCAAAGUUUAACACCUUCCAACUACUUAUGUGUGUCCUGUAACACGGGAUUGAACGUAUGAGAGGGAAAGGCAAAGGAAAAAGGAAGCCAGACACUGGGAGAGUUACUGACUUCUCAUACUUCCCCACAUUGAGAAGCAUUCGGAGUGUAUUUAGUCUGUAGAUGUUGUGAUAUGCAAAUAUCCCAUUCCCUGGUUACUGGCAUUCCUAAGAUUCUUCAUGGUAUUUUCAAACUUUGGAUAAAUUUACAGAUUAGAAAGAUAUCUGACAGUUACCUCUGUUCUCCCGACAACUUCCUUUUGUGCUGCUGGAAAGGAUCUUUGGCUAGGUGGACCACUAGUUUUAUUCAGUAGUGGCAUUUCUUAUUUUCUCAAAGCCCUUUCAAUUAUAACCACCCCACUAUGGAAUCAGUAUUUAGUUACACAUUUGUAUAAGAACCUGUAUUUUGAAAAACACGUUUGUGUAUAUUUCCUGGAAUUAUUUGCCUGUAAAACAGUGUCUUUCAUGUGCUCUUCCCAGAUUGUAAACGCUGUAGGAAGCAGCCCUGGCUGCCUCUAUCUGUAUCCCUUGUUGAAACUCUGAAAACACUGAAUAACUAAAAUCUCUUCUCAUCCUUUU